AGGCUUAGUACAUCUCCCCCCAAAUUUCCUCACAGUGCCAUCAUCUGCGAGAUAGGUAUUAACGGAGAUGAUAACUGCGAUAUCGUCAGUGUUCACCCUUUGCUGAAUAGCGGUUACGUCAAAAAAGACGGAAUCGCUCGUUUCCACACCGUUUAACGUGAAAAUUAACGCGCUGAAUAGAGCCCUGUAUAAUGCAUGGAGAUGAGACGCACUGAAGCAGGGAGUUUAGCAGUGACACGUCCAUGUGUGGAGAAUGAUGAGCAACUCCCUGCUCCGUGCAGCCGCCUGCUGCAGAUGAUGAGCCCACCCCCGUUGCUCCCCCUUCCCGGCUCCUCACAACCCCCCGCUGUGUCCCCCCGCAGUCAGUCUCGCCCUGCUCCUGUGAGUCAGGCUCAGUCUCGCCCCCUCUCUCACACUUCCCGGAGUUUCCGUUUCCUGCUGCCUCCAGCAGCCCCUGAACAAGCCUGGAACUUCCGAUCCCCGCCGCCGCCGCCGCUUUGACCGGAGCCCCGGUGGGUUCCGGGAUCCGGGAGGAGGAGGAUGGGAGCGCCGCUGGUGGGCAAGGUUCAUUGAGUAUGGCAACCGGGAGAGAACAAAUGGCGGCACUGGCAUCAACGACUUCUGUUCAAGAUAACCCUGAGUCCAAAACAAGGUCGUCAGACACCUUACAUAUCCGGCCUUAGACACUGGCAAGAGAGAGGCUCCGGAACAUGGAGCCGUGCAGCUUGCCGUGGCACCUUGUCCUGCUGAACUUCAUGACAUGUGGCCUUGAAAUCUGUGUGGCAGCUGGGAUCACCUAUGUUCCCCCGUUACUUCUGGAAGCUGGAGUGGAAGAGCAGUACAUGACCAUGGUUUUAGGUAUCGGGCCAGUUCUGGGGCUUAUCCUUGUACCACUAAUUGGAUCAGCAAGCGACAAUUGCCAAAGCAACUAUGGUCGGAGACGCCCAUUUAUCUGGCUGCUAUCUCUUGGUGUCCUUGUUUCACUCUUCAUCAUUCCACAUGCGGACUCCUUGGCUUCCUACUUCUCAUAUGGCGGGAACCGUGUUCAUAUUUUUUUCCUCAUUUUUGGGGUGGGACUGUUAGACUGUUGCGUACAGGUCUGUUUUACCCCACUGGAGGCCCUGUUGUCUGACCUUUACCAUGAUGACGAAGGCUGUAGUCAAGCCUUCGCCGUGUUCUCAUUCAUGAUCAGCGUUGGGGGUUGUAUCGGAUAUCUACUGACCUCCGUCAACUGGAAUUACACUUUUGUGUCCUUUUACCUCGGUGGUCAAGACGACUGCCUAUUUAUAAUGCUAACGCUAAUAUUUAUAAUAAGUGUCCUUGUUACUAUGAAGACUGUGGAAGAACAUAAAAACUAUGGAGAACAGCAGGUCAUGGACCUCAAACCUUCCAUGACCUCCAAGUCCUUCACCAGAGGAUGUUGUAUACCAAAAUUAAAACUCCGCUCUUGGAAAUGCAACCCAGUUUUCUGCCUACUGAGCCUCUGCUGGUCCAUCACGCCCAGAAUAUAUCACAGUUACUGUCGCAUCCCGGCUGUCAUGAGACAGCUGUGUGCCGCCCAGUUGUGUAGCUGGAUGGCCGUUAUGUCUUUCAUGCUGUUCUACACAGAUUUUGUUGGAGAAGGAUUGUACAAAGGUAUUCCAAGCGCAGCUCCUGGGACCGAAUCAAGGAUCCGCUAUGAUGAAGGAAUCCGCAUGGGGAGCCUCGGCCUUUUCCUCCAGUGCGCAACAUCCACCUUCUUUUCCAUGAUCAUCAACAAGCUCGCCAGACAGUACGGGUCGCGGAAAGUCUAUUUGUUCAGCAUGAUCACAUUCACUUCCUCCGUCCUGGUUAUAUGCCUGUCACAGGAUAUCAUUAUAGUGACCAUCAUGUCAUCAUUGACUGGCUUCGCAUACGCUACCCUCCAAACGCUCCCAUACACGUUAAUAUGUCUCUAUCACAAAGAUAAAGAAGUGUUUAUGCCGAGACCAGCAGUGCCGUCCCACACAAACAAUGGGAAUACCCUCACCAAAGAAGCUGUAUGCUUUUCACCCAAUGGAGUGUACAGCCACCAAAACGGUACUUGUAAGCAGAAAGCAACGGGCCGCAGCACAGAGGAAAGUGUAUAUAUUGCAGAAGAGCCUUACAGCUAUGCACAUUCUCAGGACUACUAUAAAGACAACAAUAACCAGACUGCUAACUCCAUGAACGAGACUUGUACGGACAUUUACGCAAAGCGAGGGAUCGGCCUUGACUUUGCGACUCUGGACAGCACAUUCCUCCUCUCUCAGGUCUUUCCGUCCCUCUUCAUGGGGAUGAUAGUACAAUUAAUGGAGAAUGUCACAGUCUACAUCGCUUCGUCUGUCGUUUUCGGAGUUUUUGCCAUUUAUUUAGCAAACCGCAUUGUUUUUGACCAAAAAGACUUGAAGGUAUAAAGGACUGAAUGUUAACAAGGGAGAGGAGACGCUAAAAACUUUUGUUUACAGUGUUCACGUUUACAGUAACACAAGUUUUUCUGUCAUUUUCCUGUUGCCCGUGUAACUAGUAACCCAUUCUUCUUUAUUUUAUUUUCUUUAUUGUGAGGAUUUGGGUAAAGGUUAAAGGGAGCAAGGAUGAAGCGUGAUAGCAGAUAUAGACAAUUGUAUCUUGCUAAUGCUAUAGAUCAAUGUCCGUUAACCAUCUACAGAUGGGUGUGGUUCAUCAAAUCGACAGUAUCUAGGUCGACAAUGUUUAGGUCGACCACUAUAGGUC
Molecule: messenger RNA, 2730 nt
Organism: Pseudophryne corroboree (corroboree frog)
Lineage: Eukaryota; Metazoa; Chordata; Amphibia; Anura; Myobatrachidae
Product: solute carrier family 45 member 3-like
Exons: 5
Coding region: 711-2414 (567 amino acids)
Cellular component (GO): membrane
Molecular function (GO): sucrose:proton symporter activity
Source: RefSeq, a predicted model, not a curated record